Molecule: messenger RNA, 1387 nt
Organism: Harpia harpyja (harpy eagle)
Lineage: Eukaryota; Metazoa; Chordata; Aves; Accipitriformes; Accipitridae
Gene: NPS
Product: neuropeptide S
Exons: 2
Coding region: 148-399 (83 amino acids)
Biological process (GO): neuropeptide signaling pathway; positive regulation of synaptic transmission, glutamatergic; positive regulation of action potential
Cellular component (GO): extracellular region
Source: RefSeq, a predicted model, not a curated record
AUUACUUUGUAUAUGGAGAAAAUAUACCGUUUGUGUGUUUAUGUGUAUGCAUCUAGUUUUGCUCGAUUUUGUUUUAAAUUUUAACUGAUCUCAGUUUUUCUUUGAAGUCUAUGCAGGUUAAACUUUGUUUUCAUUCUUUGGAUCUCAAUGAUUUUCGUGUGCUCAGGUUACCCAGUUGUCCCUUCCAUGAGCAGCAAUCCUUUUUAUUUGAAUUGCCAGCUGCAUGGAAAAUCUGAUUACUGCCUCGUCCUGCUGAAUAACUGCUUAGCCAAGGUGGGCAGGAAUGAAGAACUGGCUUUUUUAAAGCCUUACCUGGAGAUGCCUUUCAAUAAAAGGUCCUUUCGCAACGGUGUUGGAUCAGGAAUUAAAAAAACUUCCUUUCGAAGAGCAAAGUCAUAAGCAAAUGUUCAAAACCACAGUCCCCAUUUUAGCAUCUGAUGUUUAACUUUGCGCUUAAAAUCAUUUUAAUGCUUUUCUAUGAUAAAACCAACAGAGACAAACGUACCCGGGUCUUCAGCAUGUAAACAGAUGUUUAUUUCAAAGAGCACAAGCCAAGUGGAGCAGAUGGGAUUGCUCAGAAAGGGCUUUGUUUCCAAAGUUACAGUAUCAUAAAGUUUUGUAUUGAAAUGAAUGUUUUCAUUUGGUUAAUUCCCCUUCUUUGUAAAGCUACAGAUUUAAUCAGCUUGCUCUUGAUUAAUACAAAAAUAGUCCUGUGCUUUGAAUAGACGUGUGCGUGCAGCCUGUCGGGAGGACUGACGGUGUUAUUCCUGACAUCCCUCCUCUCUGCCGUAGAGGCAAACCCACCGGCAACGCAAGACGUGCCUGUCCCGAAUCACAUUUACUUGAAGACAACUGCUCUGGCAAUUUUAAUACAGAUUUAAAGUAUGUUUCCUUUCAGAUUUCCAAAGAUAUGAAGCACCACUGGUGAAAGACAGAAUCAGGCCCUACCUGUAACUUCUAGUUUAUUUUUAAUAUAGUUAUUUAAAAUGACUUUAGCAGGAAAUAAGCUCUUGAGAUGUGUCAUCUAAUUUCCAGAAGAGUCCUGGGAAAUCACUCUAAGGCAGGGUAUCAGUGCAGCUCCCUUUGCCUCAAUUAAUUGACUUACGUAGGCAACACAUAUCUGAUGAAAUGUGCCAAAUGUGGUUUCUGCUCGUCUGCUACAGAUGUGGCACAGUAAUUAACAGCGGGGCUUUUUUUAAUUUCUUGUAAAAAAAAAAAAAAAAGUCAUUUGGUCUGAAAAUAUGUAAAUGUGGCGUGUAGGAAAGGUCAUCUGCUGAGUUACAUAUGUGUGAAUUUUACCUUGUGGCUGUUUCCUCCGAAUGCAGUGUAACAAGCUGUGACAUUGGCUUGAAAAUGUUGCAAAGUGUCCAUGCAAUGCAUUUUGAAU